AUGGACCCAUCAAGCGAAGGGCCGUUACCGCUAAUAGACAAUAUGCACAAUGACAACGAUAAUACCAAAAGGCAGGAGUCUGACUGCAGUUCCCAAGGCCAGAGCAACCCCAUCGAAGCCUUCCCAGGAUAUACGGAUACCAAUACCACGAUAGAAGAGCAAGUCCAUCAAGGACAAAGGCGCUGCCCUAAGUGCCACGCGCCCAAUGCCCGAGAUGGCGAUGCAUCUACCGUAGAAUGCUUCUGCUGCCGCAAUGAAUUCGCAUGGGACAAGGCAGAGGAGGUUCAAACUCCUUGUCAGUCGCCUGGUGCUGCUUCCAUACGUGAAACGAUGACUGAGCACAUCUCUUUGGACAGCCCCAGCGAGAAAACUUAUCCCGCGGAACCAAGCCAUGCAGAAGAACAAAAUCUUAAUCUUGCUAAACCCGGCAAUGAAGGACAGAUCGGACUCGGAACUACUAUCGAUCGAGAACUGGCUUCAGAAGCGCAGAAGCGCACGGAGAAGAGAACAUGUAGCACCACUACCGGGCAACCCGCCAACCAGCCCAGCGCCUCCAGAUCCUACAGCGGCCGCCGUCACAGAUCCAAGCUCUCAAUAUCCGGUUUCGAUCCUAGCGCCAGCCCCAUUGAACUUAGCAAUCGUUCCGCCGACGUCCACGCAUCUCAACCCGCCAACUCAAGCUCAAAUAACCCAGUUGUAACCCCCCUUGCCCCACAGCCCAUGCGACACUCUCAAAUGACCAUGUCCCCGCCCAUCGAGCUCAGCGCCACCUGCUCUCCAGUAUCAUGGAGUAGCGGGGCACACGUCUCUGAGGCCGCAAAAUACCCCACUCAUGCGAGGGGGCUGGAGAGCGAGAACCGUACCGCCUGGCAGCGUAUGAAGUCGAGGUGUCAGUCAAUAGUGUGCUGUGGGGUUGUGGGGUGA
Molecule: messenger RNA, 924 nt
Organism: Cucurbitaria berberidis CBS 394.84
Lineage: Eukaryota; Fungi; Ascomycota; Dothideomycetes; Pleosporales; Cucurbitariaceae
Exons: 1
Coding region: 1-924 (307 amino acids)
Source: RefSeq, a predicted model, not a curated record